Molecule: messenger RNA, 1181 nt
Organism: Cryptomeria japonica (Japanese cedar)
Lineage: Eukaryota; Viridiplantae; Streptophyta; Pinopsida; Cupressales; Cupressaceae
Product: expansin-A2
Exons: 3
Coding region: 191-973 (260 amino acids)
Biological process (GO): plant-type cell wall organization
Cellular component (GO): extracellular region
Source: RefSeq, a predicted model, not a curated record
AAUGCUCAGUUUUUUCCUCCCAUGCAAACCAUAAUUAGACAUUUAGUGCCAUUAUCACAUCAAUCGUUUAGAUUUUAUUCACUAUAGAUUUAGGCAUUACUCUUAGCUUGCCUUCUAUCAGAGGAAUUGGUUGUUCAAUAGUGAACAGAGUUUAGAGUUACAUAAACCUUUACUGGCAUAGUUCUUUAAGAUGAGAAACCUCCCCAGGCUCCUUAUACUGGAGUCUCUUCUAGUUAUAGCACUGUUAUGCUUCACUAGUAGCUUUCAGCUGGUUGAAGGUGACAGCCGAGAUGGAUGGAACUAUGCUCAUGCAACUUUCUAUGGAGGUUCAGAUGCUUCAGGCACAAUGGCUGGUGCCUGUGGUUAUGGGAAUAUGUAUGCACAAGGAUAUGGUCUGACCACAGCUGCAUUGAGUACUGCUCUGUUCAACAAUGGAGAGGCUUGUGGUGCAUGUUUUGAGCUGAGGUGUGUGGAUGACCCACAAUGGUGUCUUCCAGGGAGCCCUUCUGUGGUUGUCACUGCCACCAACUUCUGUCCACCAAAUUAUGCCCUGCCUAGUGACAAUGGUGGGUGGUGUAAUCCACCCAGACCACAUUUUGACAUGGCCCAACCUGCUUUUGAAAUGAUUGGCAUUUGGAAGGCAGGGAUUGUGCCUGUCAAAUACAGAAGAGUCCCAUGUGUGAAGGAGGGAGGGAUCAGAUUUACCAUUAAUGGCAACUAUUACUUUUAUCUGAUCCUGAUAACAAAUGUGGGUGGAAAUGGAGAUGUGGUGGGUGUGAAGGUAAAGGGGUCUAAUAUUGAUUGGUUUCCUUUAACAAGGAAUUGGGGACAAAACUGGCAAUGCACAACCAACCUUAAGGGGCAGUCUCUGUCUUUUCAAGUUACAACCAGCAAUGGGCAGAGAAUUACUUCAUAUAAUGUUGCUCCUUCUAAUUGGUACUUUGGCCAGACCUUUGAAGGAAAACAGUUCUAAAGCUCAUGGCAUCCUUUUAAAAAGACUGGUGAAAUCAUUCACCCGUGUGAAGCAUAUAUACUAUAAAUAUAAAGAUCUGUGUAUGCAGUGACUGCAGCAGGGGUGUGUUUAAUGCAGCCACCCGCUUAUAGAGCUUUUCACAGCAGUUGAUGUACUGAUAACUGUUUUAAUAAUAUAUCUAUCAAGCUCGAGAUAAUCUUUUAUGUUC